Molecule: messenger RNA, 956 nt
Organism: Cherax quadricarinatus
Lineage: Eukaryota; Metazoa; Arthropoda; Malacostraca; Decapoda; Parastacidae
Source: RefSeq, a predicted model, not a curated record
ACACUGGAUCCUGCUUGUUGUACGAAGGAGGUCAGUGUAAAUUAACCUGCGCAAGAAAUGAGCGAGAGACUCCCGGCAUUUGUAACUUGGGAACAAAUUGUAAGUGUUGUGCCAAGCAAUGCACGCCACUGAAGUCGUGCACUGACAUCAAUGGCUUUUGUGUUCAAGACCAGAAGGACUGUGUUAAUGGCUUCAUAAACGUGGGAGACUGUCAAGGUUAUGGAUGCAUGUGCUGCAGCCAGGAACCAUGCCCAAACACCAGAUCCUGCUUGUUGUACGAGGGAGGUCAGUGUAAAUCAACCUGCGCAAGAAAUGAGCGAGUGACUCCCGGCAUUUGUAACUUGGGAACAAAUUGUAAGUGUUGUGCCAAGCAAUGCACGCCACUGAAGUCGUGCACUGACAUCAAUGGCUUUUGUGUUCAAGACCGGAAGGACUGUGUUAAUGGCUUCAUAAACGUGGGAGACUGUGAAGGUUAUGGAUGCAUGUGCUGCAGCCAUGAACCAUGCCCAAACACCGGAUCCUGCUUGUUGUACGAGGGAGGUCAGUGUAAAUUAACCUGCGCAAGAAAUGAGCGAGUGACUCCCGGCAUUUGUAACUUGGGAAAAAAUUGUAAGUGUUGUGCCAAGCAAUGCACGCCACUGAAGUCGUGCACUGACAUCAAUGGCUUUUGUGUUCAAGACCGGAAGGACUGUGUUAAUGGCUUCAUAAACGUGGGAGACUGUCAAGGUUAUGGAUGCAUGUGCUGCAGCCAGGAACCAUGCCCAAACACCGGAUCCUGCUUGUUGUACGAGGGAGGUCAGUGUAAAUUAACCUGCGCAAGAAAUGAGCGAGUGACUCCCGGCAUUUGUAACUUGGGAAAAAAUUGUAAUUUUUGUGCCAAGCAAUGCACGCCACUGAAGUCGUGCACUGAAAAACAAUGGCUUUUGUGUUCAAGCCCGGGAAAGGACUGUUUUUAA